AUGUCCUUUUCGCUGACCGCAAGGCGUUCUGCAGCUGGCAAAGUGCUUUACAGGCCUGUUGCUAGACGUUGCAGUCGCUUGCUUGUGUCGGGCUUCAGUACAACGAGUACCGUUAGCUACGUGAAUAGGAAAGACAUACAGACGCUCGAAGAUCUGACGAAACUGGACUCUCUGAAGGGUGUUGAACCGGAGCUUAUAAAAAGAUUGAUCGAUGAACGAACUAGCGAGCUAAAUACCAAGAAUGAGCUCGAAAUGCUGAGGAAAUUCGACAGAGAAGAGCAGUUGCUGCGCCAAUCGCCGCUAAGAAGGUUCACCAGACCUUUCUGGAUAUUCCUGGUAAUGAGCUCGACAGUGUACCUUGCGUGUCAUUAUGUGUGGUGGCGACUCGAGUACGAGGAGAAAGAGAUCGAUUAUGCCAGACGUGUGGAAGAGCUCGAAACUGAGCUGAACGCUCUCCUGGCGCAAAAGGAUGAAGAAAUCGGUCAGGAGAGGGAGGAUUCUUGCGCCAGACCAUGGUUUAGACGUUGGUUCUUCUGA
Torulaspora globosa is the source of this 537-nucleotide messenger RNA. It is a transcript of the gene INA17, whose product is annotated as Ina17p. The record is from RefSeq and is a predicted model, not a curated record. Bases 1 to 537 code for a protein of 178 amino acids. The transcript has a single exon. Lineage: Eukaryota; Fungi; Ascomycota; Saccharomycetes; Saccharomycetales; Saccharomycetaceae.